ACAUACCAUAGCCACGCGUAACAUGUAGAACAACAGUGACCAACGGCCUACCGGUCAUGAGAGUCAGUCGCUUGCAUUGACUGGAAGUAUGACAUACCUGCAGACUACACUCUGUUGGCAAGCAGUCUCCCGACACUUCCUGCUCCUGGAUCGUUUCACAUCCCCCCGUCCAUACGUCUAACAAGCUACCACCAUGUGCAACUGGGAAUCCUACCAUUACACGGAGUGCGAACAUGUAUCAACCGACCCGACACUUGUGAUGGUAUGCCGAGAGGCCGCGGCACGAGGCAGCCAGCCUUGCCCAGUACGCGAGGAACAACACCCUAUCGUGGUUGAGGGUUUCUGUCCGUCGUGCAAUGAUUCCCAGGACGAUGAUGAGCCAGAUGACGGCGAAACAGCUGAGCAGGACGCGGAGGAUGAUGGUGCAGAUGCGCUGAACGAGCCGACUGCUUUUCUGAACAACAAUCAAUACAGAGAGCCGAACAUUAGUCACAGCGCUCCUCAAGCUCAGCAGAACUGUGGUAACUAUCAGGAACAUGCACACGGCGAUCAGCGUGGUUUUCAGCCAAGCGCAACACCUGCUAACGAUUCACGGGCGAAUCCUGCCCAGAGCGUGGCAGGAAUUGUUGAACCACAGGAAGAGCGCAAGUACGCCGAGAAGGGCAAGCGUCAUGCUCGGAAACAUUGGGACCGCAUACUUGAGGAGGACCUAAAGCGUGCAACAGAGCUUUCAAUUGCGGAACAUGGCGAAAAGUAUGGGUUUCAGCCUGAAGAGGCUGUGAUAAGGUCAUUGCAAGAUUUGCAAGUACAAGAGGAGCAUCUGUUGAAUGUUGCGAAGAGAAUGUCUUACGUUGAGUGUUACAAGGCCACCCAGAAAGCUCAGAUGGGCACCCGACAACAUGGCGCACUACCCUUGGACGGUGACGACGACGAGGACAAUGAUGGUGCAUCCACCGUGACUGGCUUUUCCACUCAUUCUGGAGUGCCCCCGGCUUUUAGUGGUCACCCUCACGCAGCAUUUGCAGCGUCGCAACCGACGAUAAGGCCUAGUGGCCCGACUACAGCUCAUGCAGCGCCAUACCCGUCAGGCGAAAUUCCAUGUCAGGCAGGCUCAUCUGGGGGCGCCGAUGCGCCACGCAAGAAGGGAUUCUUCGGUAAGGUGUUCGGAAGGCGGCCAUCCCCUUCCGCGGCACCGAAUACGCACGCGCAGCAGGCCGCAUACCCGCCACAGCAGCAGACAGGGAUGCCAUACCCAGAUCUUGCCACACGAGGCCAACGUUCGACGGCCUCCAUGCCAGUGCCUCCGGGACCGGACCAAGGCUUUGAUUGGACCAGCCCAAGCCUCCAUUCUCCAAGCCGACCGGCGUCGUACUAUCGCGUUGAGACACAGCUAGAUGACGAGGACCGAAGACGUCGGAACCUCCAUUCCCAGCGGAGUGGUCACUCAGCCGGUAACGGCACACCGGAGGGUAGUACCGUGGGCUCAGAAGUUGAAGAGUAUGAUGAUGGCAGUACAGUGACGGCGGUCUCCAGUGAGGCCGCAGACGAGGUUGACCACGUGGGUAGUAAUGGCUACGGUGGGCCAUAGAGUCGAACGAGCCUCUAAAGCUUGGCAGCAUUCUGGGUUUUGUGCUUGAAGUGAGUGGAACGUUCGUGACCGAAGAUGUCAGCUGAUGACCCAGUACACUCGAUCAUAGCGGUGUUCAUCAUAAGCUUUAUACAAUCCAGAUUGUUUGCGCCGGCUGUGAUGCUUACUUCAUGGCUAAGCAUAUUUUUCGUGCUUGCCGAAACACGCAACGCCGGCGCCAUGCAUUGCAAACAUUGUAAAACGCUUG
This is a messenger RNA of Baudoinia panamericana UAMH 10762, 1835 nucleotides long. RefSeq lists its product as uncharacterized. The record is from RefSeq and is a predicted model, not a curated record. The transcript is spliced from 2 exons. Lineage: Eukaryota; Fungi; Ascomycota; Dothideomycetes; Mycosphaerellales; Teratosphaeriaceae. Bases 194 to 1588 code for a protein of 464 amino acids.